Molecule: messenger RNA, 1560 nt
Organism: Leptomonas pyrrhocoris
Lineage: Eukaryota; Euglenozoa; Kinetoplastea; Trypanosomatida; Trypanosomatidae
Product: putative tyrosine phosphatase
Exons: 1
Coding region: 283-1560 (425 amino acids)
Biological process (GO): protein dephosphorylation
Cellular component (GO): cytoplasm
Molecular function (GO): phosphatase activity
Source: RefSeq, a predicted model, not a curated record
AAAAAGGAAGCUGCUUUUCCAGCUGGACGUGCACCGCGUCUGCAGGGCGUCUGAUCGACUCCACGCAAACGCGCCCGCGAAAUACACACACACACACACGCAGAGUGACCACAGCGAUAGGUGUACACUUUACAGCCUUUUUUCCCCCCUGUAAGCCCUCCGAAAUAAAGUACAUCUUCGCCGAUCGCGACCCCUCCCGAAAGACGCUGUUAAAGGCGAAGGAGCAGAGAGAAAACGAGAGACAACGAAAGGCCGCGGCAUCGACGCAGUUCCGACAGCAUCAUGGCCGCCUCCUCCUCCCCGCGAGAGCCACUCGUGCCGACCAUCAACUUCUCGAUGGUCUGCCCCGGUGUCUAUCGAAGUGGCUACCCAACCAAGAAGAACUACUCCUUCCUGUGCGCCCUGCGCCUUCGCAGCAUCCUGUACCUCUGUCCGGAGGACUACGCCGAGAGUAACUUGAAGUUUUGCGAAGAAAACGGCAUCCACGUCUUGCGCUUCCCCACCGAAGGCAACAAGGAACCUUUCAACGACAUCUCCGAGCCGCUCAUGCACCGCAUCUUGGGCGCCAUCUGCGACACACGCAACCUGCCGUUGCUGAUCCACUGCAACAAAGGCAAGCACCGCACCGGCACGGUGGUGGCCUGUCUGCGCCACCUGCAAGGCUGGUCGCUCGUCUCCAUCUUUGAAGAGUACAAGCGCUUUGCGAGCGACAAGGCGCGUGUCGGGGAUCAGCAGUACGUGGAACUGUACCACCCCAUUGUAAAGCUCACACCGCCUUUCGUCGCGCCGUGGGUCACCAUCACGCCACGUGCGACGCUGGUCACGUCGGACCGUGAGCUUAUCGAGGCGGAGACGAUACAGCUCGGUACGAGUCUCUUGACGCCGGACAAGCCACUGAAGAAGGCGGGCGGUGGGCAGACAAGAGGAAUGGGAAGCGCAGCCACAACAGCGACGCCCGCAGCGCCCACCGGCGCAACCCCUCCAGCAGUCGCGGGCACCCUCUCCGCCGUGCCACAACCACCGUCGCCGAACGUGGUGCCCGCCCCACCCACCACCACCACCGUCACGCCUCCGACGCUCUCCUCUCCCUCGACGGGGGUGUCCGCCUCUGUCGCGAAUCCUUCUCUUCCGCCGGCGCCCCCGCCUUCCGCUGCUGCCGUCCCGGCGCUCGCGCCAGCGCUGGCGGCUUCGUCGGUGUCUCGGCUACCCACGCCUCAGCCGCCGGGUGCCCGGCAGCAGCCGGAGGUGCCAUUUCCAAUGCACACACCCGGCAGUACCAACACAGCAACAGCGGCAGCGGCAGCGGGGGCGGUGGCUAGCGGCGGCAGCAGUAGAGUUGACGGGGGUGUUGCCUCUUCCCUUCCAGGAGCGAGCCACGGUUUGGGUAACACAAAUGGAGUCCAAGCAGGUAAAGGGACGUCGACCACCACCCCUCGGCCGUCACCGCCAUCGGCAAUUACACCGACGGUGUUCGCCACCGUCCCGCCGACCCCGUCCGGCCCCUACGGGAGCCGCAGCGGUGCGAACGCGCAUGGUGGUCCGCCACCACCCAACAAAUAG